AGCCAUUUUGGGCUCCAGCGACCUCAGCUCGGGCGGAUUCGACAGGGCGUCGCUCGAGGGGGGGCCCGACCGGCCCCUGCGGUGCUGCGGGGUCAUGGCCCGCGCCCUCUCCGCUGCCCUGCUCGCCGCGGCGGCGUGCCUCGGCGCCCAGCUGCGGACUCCAACAGCGGCUGCCGAGGCGUGGGCAUUCGCUGCGGCGCGCCUCGGGGCAGGGCCCGCGGGGCCACCGCUGCCCGCGGCACCGGCCCUCGGCCGCGCGGAGGGCUCGUCCGUGGCCAUGCGCGGCUUGCUGGGGCUCUUCGGCAGGGCCCCCGCGCCACAGCCGUGGUACUCGCAGCUGUGGGGCAGCAGCAGCGCGCCCGUGCUGUCUCUGGCGCUCGGGGUGCUGCUCGGCGCGAUGGCAGCAGCGAGGGGGCGGGGUGGCGCGUCCGCGCCGACGUACAUCUUCAACAGCAGCAUCGCCAAGGAGCAGGUGCUCGAAGCUCAGAAGGCCUGGGGCGACGGAAUUGUGAAAAUCAGCGCGGCGCACGCCAACGGGGAGGACUUCACGUUUCUCGCGAAGGAGCACAUCAGGAACCUGUAUGGCUACGGCGUUACGGAUGUCCUUUUCAAGCCGACUUUGGCUUCAGAGAUUCAGUUCCGGUCCACCUUCGACGAGGCCUUGUCUUAUUUCGUUGCGACAAACGGGGUUUGCUCUGAGGACAGUGGCUUUGCCAUCAAGGGCUGGAAGGCCGUCCGGUGGGAGAACGUGGAUAUCACCACCUCCGGCAACACCGCAAUGGCCAUGGGCAAUUAUUUCUUCACCACCCCGGAGGGCGGCGAGGUCAAGGUGGAGUACACGUUCGGUUACUUCCUCGACGGUGAGGGGAAAGUGCGGAUCAACUUGCACCACUCUUCGGUGCCGUAUGACUCUGGCGUCACCAAGGAGGAAGUCAUCGCUGUGCAAACAGCGUGGGCUGGCGCCAUAAAACAUAUCUCGAAGGUUUACAAAGACAAAGGCGACUAUGUUCAGGCAGCUGCCGAGGCAGCCGGGGAGCUCUACGCGUACGGUAAAGGUAACGUACUCUUCAAGCCGACGAAAGCUCGCGAGUACCCGUUCAGGCCCACGGCCGAGGAGGCAAUGUCCUACUUUGUCGGCAACGACGCGGUCGAGAACGGUUAUAAGGAGGACGGUGGUUUUGCGAUCAACGGUGGCAAGGGUUUCUCAGAUUGCUUGUACAAGAAUCACCAGAUCGAACUCAAGGGGGGCAUUGGCAUUGCCAUGGGUACCUACGACUUCACCUGUGCCACCACUGGGGACGUGUCGACUGUCGAGUACACCUUCGGUUACAAGCGCUGCGACGAUGGGAAGGUGCGCAUUUUUCUGCAUCACUCGUCCGUGCCUUACUCGGCUUGAAGCUCGGAAGCGGCGGGCAGUCCAAGGGCUAGAAGACCGUAAACCGCUGGGUGCGAAAACGGCUCCUUUUUGGCGCCAUGAGCAACUUGUUGUUCACCAUCCUGGGCGGCGCCUUAUUCGAAACAUUGUGUGAGCAUCAGAUGCAUCUGUGUGAGCAUCACCAACGAGCAGCUUGUGUCGAUCUGUGUGAGCAAUCGUAUGGGGUAUUUGUUCACACGCUUGCAUCGCAACUGUCGUUUAUUGCUGACAUGGCAUCCCUUCAUUAUGGCACGUUCUUCUCAUAUCGUGCAGACCCCACUUCCUCUUAUCCUCUCUUCUCCUGCCCUCCCCCUCUCUUUCUCUCCGUCUCCAUGGCCAUUACCAGCGUGCACGUGCCAGCUUGUACAUUUGAUUUUGCUGAACGGGGCGUGCCAAUGGGCACGCCUCGUUCAGCCUAUGCUUCCUCUCGUGUGCACGGCUUUUCGACAACUGGCAAUGAGACCUUUGGUGUCGAGAGCUCCGUCUCCCAACCACCUACUCCUGACCAAAAUGAUUGGGCAGCAGAGAUGAGCA
Messenger RNA from Prorocentrum cordatum, 1948 nucleotides. Lineage: Eukaryota; Dinophyceae; Prorocentrales; Prorocentraceae. The record is from the annotation of a GenBank genome assembly.